AUGUACUCGGCCUCGUUGCCGCCGCCGCCGCCGCCCAGGCGGGACUUUAUCUCGGUAACGCUCAGCCCCGGCGGUGGAGGGACUGGGCCUGCGGCGGGAGGAGGCGGCGGCGGCUACAACAACAGCAAGGCCUGGCGGAGACGGUCUUGUUUACGGAAAUGGAAGCAGCUGUCCCGUCUCCAGCGGAGCGUGAUCCUCUUCGUGUUUGCUUUCUUGGCUGUCUGUGGAGUCAUCACCUAUGCAAACAUGACCGAGCCCUGGAAAAGCCUGACCAGCAGAUCCUCGGGGGAGCAGAGGAUGGAUUUGGAGAUCCCGGGUUUGAACCCAGCAAAUCAGGCAGUUCUGCCAAUACCCAAGCAAGCUGAUCCUGGUUUCAGGGAUUACUCAGAUAUUUCACUUCAGAAGCCCCCAAAGGAGCCUCCAGUCCGACGACGUCCUCCUAACCCGCAACUAAGACCACCUCCGAGAAAUUCAAAGGUGAAGCCGCGGGAGAAUGCAGCCAAGGCAGAGGAAGAGCCUCAUCAGGCGGUCCAAGAGCACAAAACAGAAAAGUCUGUUAUUAGCUGGCGAGGAGUAGUGAUUGAACCUGACCAGAUCACCGAGUCUCCUUCCAACAAAAUUAAGGACUUGGACAAACCCUCGCCCGUGGAAUCUGAAGACCAAAAAGAGCCAGUGCCUCUUAAUGAGCGCCAGAUGGCCGUGAUAGAGGCUUUCCGCCAUGCAUGGAAAGGCUACAAGGAAUUUGCCUGGGGCCACGACGAGCUGAAGCCCAUCUCCAAGUCAUUCAGCGAGUGGUUCGGACUGGGCCUGACACUCAUCGAUGCACUGGACACCAUGUGGAUUUUGGGCCUAAAGGAAGAAUUUGCAGAAGCAAGGAAGUGGGUCGCAACAGAGUUAAACUUCGAGAAGAAUGUGGAUGUCAACCUUUUCGAGAGCGCCAUUCGGAUCCUGGGGGGUCUGCUCAGCACCUAUCACUUGUCCGGGGACUCCCUCUUUCUCGACAAAGCCAAAGAUAUUGGCAGCAGACUCAUGCCAGCCUUCAGCACCCCUUCCAAGAUUCCAUUUUCGGAUGUAAACAUUGGCCGGGGCACAGCCCACCCGCCGCGCUGGACAUCUGAUAGCACGGUGGCCGAAGUGACCAGCAUCCAGCUGGAGUUUAGGGAGCUCUCGCGGCUCACUGGGGAAGAGAAGUUCCAGAAAGCCGUCGAUGGGGUGAUGCAACACAUUCACACCCUCCCUGGAAAGAACGAUGGUCUGGUGCCCAUGUUCAUCAACACCAACAGUGGGCAGUUUACCCACCUGGGGGUCUACACCCUCGGAGCUCGAGCAGACAGCUACUAUGAGUACCUGCUGAAGCAGUGGAUCCAGGGGGGGAAGAAGGAAAAUGAGCUUUUGGAAGAUUACGUGAAGGGCAUAGAAGGGGUAAAGAUGCAUCUCCUUCGCAAAUCCCAGCCCAAAAGGCUGACUUUCGUAGGUGAACUCGCUCAUGGCCGUUUCAGUGCUAAAAUGGACCACCUGGUUUGCUUCUUGCCUGGAGCCCUCGCUCUCGGAGCUCACAACGGACUCCCUUCUGAUCACCUGGACCUGGCCAUAGAGCUUGCGGAGACCUGCCGCCAGAUGUAUGCCCAAGUGGAGACUGGCCUGAGCCCAGAGAUCGUCCACUUCAACAUGCACGCCCAGAAGGACCGAAAAGAUGUGGAGAUCAAGGCUGCAGACAGACAUAACCUUCUGCGCCCUGAAGCUGUGGAGAGCUUUUUCUACCUGUAUAGAUUCACAGGCGACAAGAAGUAUCAGGACUGGGGCUGGGAGAUCCUCCAGAACUUCAAUAAAUACACACAGGUUCCUACAGGUGGCUACACUUCCAUAAACAACGUCCAGAACCCUAGCAAUCCUGAGCCAAGAGAUAAGAUGGAGAGCUUUUUCCUCGGCGAAACACUCAAGUACCUUUUCUUGCUCUUUUCGGAUGAUGUAGACUUGAUAAACCUCGACAAAUAUGUCUUCAAUACAGAGGCUCACCCCCUUCCUAUCUGGCGUCAGCGUAAAUGAAAUAUGGGCCGUCUGCCAUUGCCGGUCUUGAUCGUAUCCCAGCUUAUUGGGGCCCAGA
Molecule: messenger RNA, 2104 nt
Organism: Euleptes europaea (tarantolino)
Lineage: Eukaryota; Metazoa; Chordata; Lepidosauria; Squamata; Sphaerodactylidae
Gene: MAN1B1
Product: mannosidase alpha class 1B member 1
Exons: 13
Coding region: 1-2046 (681 amino acids)
Biological process (GO): N-glycan processing; carbohydrate metabolic process
Cellular component (GO): membrane; endoplasmic reticulum
Molecular function (GO): mannosyl-oligosaccharide 1,2-alpha-mannosidase activity; calcium ion binding
Source: RefSeq, a predicted model, not a curated record